Molecule: messenger RNA, 1348 nt
Organism: Cariama cristata (Red-legged seriema)
Lineage: Eukaryota; Metazoa; Chordata; Aves; Cariamiformes; Cariamidae
Gene: ERGIC2
Product: ERGIC and golgi 2
Exons: 13
Coding region: 43-1176 (377 amino acids)
Biological process (GO): endoplasmic reticulum to Golgi vesicle-mediated transport; retrograde vesicle-mediated transport, Golgi to endoplasmic reticulum
Cellular component (GO): membrane; endoplasmic reticulum; COPII-coated ER to Golgi transport vesicle
Source: RefSeq, a predicted model, not a curated record
AGAGGGAAUAUAUGAAGGAGGAGGUGGAGGAGUGUGCUGAAGAUGAGGCGACUGAAUCGGAAGAAGACCUUGAAUUUGAUGAAAGAAUUGGAUGCCUUUCCAAAGGUUCCUGAAAGCUAUGUGGAGACUUCAGCAAGUGGAGGCACAGUUUCUCUGAUAGCAUUUACAACAAUAGCUUUCCUGACUGUAAUGGAGUUCAUGGUCUACCGAGACACAUGGAUGAAAUAUGAAUAUGAAGUAGACAAGGAUUUUACUAGUAAAUUAAGAAUCAAUAUUGAUAUUACCGUUGCCAUGAGGUGUCAAUAUGUCGGGGCUGAUGUUCUGGAUUUAGCAGAAACAAUGGUUGCCUCUGCAGAUGGGCUAAUCUAUGAACCAGUAGUAUUUGAUCUCAGCCCACAACAAAAAGAAUGGCAAAGGAUGCUGCAGCUAAUACAGAGUAGGCUGCAGGAAGAACACUCUCUGCAAGAUGUGAUAUUCAAAAGUGCUUUUAAAAGUGCUUCUACAGCACUGCCACCACGGGAAGAUAAUUCAUUACAGUCUCCAGAUGCAUGCAGAAUUCAUGGUCAUCUCUAUGUCAAUAAAGUGGCAGGGAAUUUUCACAUAACUGUGGGCAAGGCAAUACCACACCCUCGAGGCCACGCACACUUGGCAGCCCUUGUAAGCCAUGAGUCCUAUAACUUCUCUCAUAGAAUAGAUCAUUUGUCAUUUGGAGAGCUUAUUCCAGGAAUUAUUAAUCCUUUGGAUGGAACAGAAAAAAUAGCGUCGGAUCACAACCAGAUGUUCCAAUAUUUUAUCACAGUUGUGCCAACCAAACUCCAUACGUAUAAAAUUUCAGCAGAAACUCAUCAAUUUUCAGUGACGGAAAGGGAAAGAGUAAUUAACCAUGCAGCUGGCAGCCAUGGGGUGUCAGGAAUAUUCAUGAAAUACGAUAUCAGUUCACUUAUGGUGACGGUCACAGAAGAACACAUGCCUUUUUGGCAGUUCUUAGUGAGGCUCUGUGGCAUUAUUGGGGGAAUUUUUUCAACUACAGGAAUUUUACAUGGCUUUGGAAGAUUUGUAGCAGAAAUUAUUUUUUGCCGUUUCAGACUGGGCUCUUACAGAUCGACAUCGGUACCACAUCCUGAUGGCGACACAAGCAACCACUUACCUCCAAUUACAGACAAUAGUACGCAUUAGCCUCCUGAGAAAAUUUUCUUUCUUCCUGCCUGAUACAGAAGACAUUUUUUUAUAGUAAAGAAAAUGUUGUGCAAUAUGCUGAGACAGUGCUGACGGGCAGCGUAAAAUGAAGCCUUUACAAAAAAAAAACCAACACAAACCCACAACAAAAAACACCAAGAAACAAAACAAA